ACCAGCCAGGAGGGCAAAGUGCACCCUCGGCCUGGACGACCAUCAUUUCGGAGCAGAUUGUUUGUAACUUGACUCUUUUCUCUCGCGCCAGGUUGACUUGGAUCGUCGGACUUUGCACAAAGGCGCGUCUGUGCAGGUCAGGGCGGAAGUAACGGGGAGUAGUUUCCUCCUUUUUUGGUUUUCUGCCUACCUGAGAGCAGCCCGACGGAGGCAGGAGAGAAGAACAUCAGGUCCGUGACAUGGAAAUAAGUUUGAUGCGCACCUGAGCCGGUCUCGGACCUUCCAGCAUGGCCGUGAGUGCAAGCACACCUGCAGGCGUCGUCAUGUUCCUUCUGCUGCUGGUGACUACCGAGCUUGUGUGGGGAAGUUCUAAAAUUGUGUCGAGAGACUUCAGAUCCUACAACGCGACUGGGCCCGACAUCGCCGCCAUCGUGGCCCCCACGGUCACUGGCCUGCUGGCCGCGGUCCUGGCGGCGCUGGCGGCGUGGCUGCUGUGCGUGGUGAAGAAGAAGCGUCAGACGGAGGGCACGUACAGACCCAGCGCCGAGGAACAGAGCGGCACUCGGAGCUCGGCCGCCACGGACGUGCUGAAGUUACCCAAGGAGGAGAGACUCAUUUGACAUUGACCUUUGACCCCCCUGAGAAGAGCAUCAAAAAGGAGACGUGUUUACUGGCAUCGUCCAGCAGAUUCUGCCAACACUUUUUCAGUAUUUUAUAAACAUUUCCCCUUCUUUGGUCAGGAAGUUAUGUAGCACACAAAUAGUCAAGUUGUCACCUUGUCUAAAUGCUAAAUAAAAAGAAAAUACAACAAAUCCUUUUCAACUUAUAUUCAAUUAAAUCAGGGGUGUCCAAACUUUUUCCACUGAGGGCCACACUGAAAAAUCAAAGCGAGCGGGGGCCGUUUUGGUAUUUUUUUCAUUUAAAAACCAAUACAAUAAAUGUAUAAAAAAGUCUACAUUUAGUCCUCCGCCCAGGCUUGAUCCGGUCAAGCCAAAGGGUUUUGGGCAAAAAAAUAUAAAAAAUGUGUCAUUAUUCAGUAUUAUUAUUAUUAUUCAAAGUUUAAAUCUGUGGAUCAACAU
Messenger RNA from Nerophis ophidion (straightnose pipefish), 1079 nucleotides. Its product is annotated as protein crumbs homolog 3-like. NCBI's taxonomy places the organism in Eukaryota, Metazoa, Chordata, Actinopteri, Syngnathiformes, Syngnathidae. The record is from RefSeq and is a predicted model, not a curated record.